Podarcis raffonei (Aeolian wall lizard) is the source of this 7386-nucleotide messenger RNA. RefSeq names its product YLP motif containing 1 (gene YLPM1). Gene Ontology annotation, biological process: regulation of telomere maintenance. Gene Ontology annotation, cellular component: nucleus. The record is from RefSeq and is a predicted model, not a curated record. The transcript is spliced from 21 exons. Bases 119 to 6949 code for a protein of 2276 amino acids. NCBI's taxonomy places the organism in Eukaryota, Metazoa, Chordata, Lepidosauria, Squamata, Lacertidae.
GCUAUCCACGCAGGCGCAGUGGACCGCACGCGCCCCCGUCGCCACCCGCCGCUUUCGCGGCCUGUGUUUAGGCGCCGUCGCCGCCGCUGCUGCCUGCUGAGAACCGCUUCCCGGCUCCAUGUUCCCGGCGUGGGGUUUGUACGGGGCGGCCCCUGGGGCUUACCCUCCCCCGCCCACCAUGAUGCCUCCGCCGCCAAUGACCGGGCCUCCUCCGGCGGUGCUGCCUAACGCCAUGCCGCCGCCGGCUCUGGGCAGCUACGCGGCUUCGUCGGCGGCUCCUGGCACCGCGACGGCCGCCGCCGGCACGUCCGGCUUCCUGAGCCUGCAGGAGCAGCACCUGGUCCAGCUGCAGCAGCUCCAGCAAAUGCACCAGAAGCAGCUGCAGUCGGUGUUGUUAGGCGGGCCUCCCCCGCCACCCGGCGGGCCUCCCCCGAGCCUGCCGCCGCCGCUGCCCAGCGCCGCUCCUGCUCCCGCCGCCGCUUCCUGGCAGCCGCCCUUGCCCCAAGGGCCGCCCCCAGCGCGCAGCUAUCCGAAGCCGUUCAAGCACCGCGAGCCCUCGCCGCCGCCUCUCCCGCGGGACGCGCUGCUCCACAAUGCCCAGAGGCCUCCUCUGGCUCUCGGAGAGGAUGUCAAGGAGCCGCCUCGCAUGGAUAUGGACAUGGACCUGUCCUCUCCGCCACAGUCACCUGCCCAGCCGUACAUGCCCCCAGGACCCUCCCUUGAGACGGACCCUUACAUGUCUCAGUCUCUGCCGCCACAGAACUCCUCGUCGCAGCCCUACCAGCCCCAUUCGAAGUUGCCGAAGGCAGCUCCACGCACCUUUUCGGAACACCCUCCUCCAGCCGUUUCUCAGCCUUACCAGUCCCAGGCUUACCCACCCACGCCCCAGACCUCAGCUUGCCAACCGGGCCAGCCCGUUACUCCAUCCGACUCGCGCUUUGCCCCAUCCCAGAUUCCUCAGCCUUCUCUUGAACCUCAGGAGUUAAGACAGGGCAGUGGUCCAGACAUAGAUAUUAGGUGUGAGCGACAGCAAGCCGCCCUGCACGCAGACCCCUCCACAAUGACCGCCCAGGAACAGCAGCAAUUUUGGUAUCAACAGCAUCUGCUUACUCUGCAGCAAAAGGCAAAAGCACAUGCACUGGGACAGCAGCUGCCAUCAGGUCUAGGAGUGGUAAAUGAUGCUCCUGAGCAGAGGCAAGAAGAAAGGGAAAUACCCAUUUCUGAUGUGCUUUCUGACCCCCCUUUGCUUUCUGAGCCCAAAUUACCGCAGCCCAAAGGUGAUGACCUUCCUUUGUCAUCUGUUGAGCCCAAGUUGAGCAUUGAACCACCAGAGGAUCCUGAGGAAAGUUUGAGAUUACAGCAGCUACAGGCGGCAGCCACACAAUGGCAACAGCAUCCACAGCAGCGAGUGGGUUUCCAGUAUCAGAGAAUAAUGCAGCAGCAUGCACAGUUGCAACAAAUUCUACAGCGCUACCAACAGAUCAUACAGUUGUCACACUUGCCAACAAUGUCUUUGGAUACGCAGCUACAGCAUUAUGAAGCACAGAACAAACAGUUCCAGCCACUUUACAAGGAGUGGGAACGUGAAUUUCAGCAGUGGCAGGAUCAAAUUCAGGCCUACCCUCACAAAGACCAACUUCAUGAGUGUGAGAAACAGUGGAAAAUGUGGCAGGGACAGAUGAAAGUCACUUACACCCACCUUCAGGAGAAAGUGAAGUCUCUUCGGAACAUGAGCAGUCAGUAUCCUGGGAGUGUAACUUUGCCGCCUGCAUUUCCUGCAUAUUCUCAAACAGUACAAAGUGGUAUGUCCGUUGGGCAGCCUCCUUUGCCCUCAGCUGCACUGCCUCCACCUUCCACUGGAUUCUCUUCUGGCCCACAAAAGUCUGAAAUGCCUAUUUCAAAAGAAUCUGGUCCUCAGAGCACCCAGAGCACUGAAACACCGAGGCCAAAUUUGUACCCUACUCCUAGUUCUUUUAAAGUUACCGAGUCACUUCCCACUACCCAAAGUACAGAAAUGCCCAGGCCAGGUCUCCUUCCUACUCCUACCGCAGCUUCUUUUUCAUUUAAGGUAACUGAGUCUUCUACCACCUCACAGGCCUCAGAGACAACCAGGCCACCUCCAUUUCCUUCUCCUGCCUCUUUCUCAUUUAAAGAGUCGCUUCCCACUCCCCAGACUACGGAGAUGGCCAAGCAAGGUCUGCUUCCUACCCCUACCGCUGCUUCUUUUUCAUUUAAAGCAACUGAGUCUCCUGCCACGUCCCAGAACAUGGAGGCAACCAGGCCACCUCUGCUUCCCACCCCUGCUUUCCCUUUUAAAGGUAAUGAUACACCCGUCAUCACCCCGGCCAUGGAUACUGUCAGGCCAGGCCUGCUUCCCACCCCUUCUUCUGCUUCUUCCUUUUCAUUUAAGGCCACGGUUUCUCCUGCCAUGACCCACGCUACAAUGGAUGCAACCAGGCCACCUCUUCUUCCCACCCCUGCUUCCUUUUCUUUUAAAACUACUGAUACAUCUGCCACCCAGAAUUACCACUCAAAUGUGACAUCAUCUGCUAGCACUUCAGACCCAGGCAGUUCUUUUGCGCCUCUGGGCAAACAGGCAAUGCCAUUUGGUUCUGUUUCAUCAGAACUAACUUCUGCUGAAGUAAAACCUCACUCUACAGUGUCCUUCUCAUCUGCAUCCACCACCAGCACCACUACUACCUAUCAGAGCAGACCAGGGAGGUCAGCCGGGUUUCCUGAUUCUGCCAGGGGACAGCACCAUGAAGGUCCAAGGGUGUCAAGAUUUGAUGCACCACGAGGAAGAGACUUCGAUAAAUUUGAACCUGCAAGACAGCAAGGACCUCAUUUUCAAGGGCAACGUUUCGAUGGUCCAAGGCCAAGAUUUCAAAAUCAGCUUGUCGAUGGAUCUUCAGGCAAACAGGGGACAAUCCCCCGGGGCCCAGCAGCAGCAUUUUAUACUUCCUCAGGCACUUCACAAAUGCAGGCUUCCCAAGCAAGUGGACCACGGUGGCGGGGGCCUAGGCCUCCUUUGGGACAACAGAACCAUCAGACAGAACAUAAGGAAUCUUUUACUGAUAUGAGCAAUAAUCAGACAGUGGCAAAUAAAUCUAAACCUAGACCAGAUACAAAGGUUACUAGUUCUGUUCAGCCAGGUACAGUCAUGUCUAAAGCACAGCAAAAUUCAUCCAGAAAAGAGGGCAGAGAAACAAUGUCAGAAACAAAGAAACCAAGCUCUGCGGAGGCUGAACUGCAAACAGAAGAAUCAAAAAAACCUCUUACUUCGGGUGUUCUCCAUCAGACACCAGGUUCCACUGUUCCAGGGGGGAAGAAAAUGUUACUACCAGCGCCAAUGGGAAAUAAAGAGUUGAAUUCUGCAGAAAACAAACUGACUUCUUCUGAAAAUAAUCAGAGCAAAGAGCCAUCUAAACUGGAAAGCCGGGAGAGGGGACAAAUCAAGCUGGGAGAUAACCAGGCCAAAGGGCCAGCAGGCAGGGGCAGGGGCCAGGGUAGAAUGGAAGACAAUAGAGGUAGGGGCCGAGGCCGAUUUGAUGAUGCCAGAGGAAGGGGAGUACCAAACAGAGGUAGAGGUCUGACCAGAGAUAUGGGUGGCAGGGAUCUAAACAGUGGGCCAGGAACCCACAACAGGAUGCCAGAGGGCCAGUUGGGCAGUUGGGAAUCUGGGGUGGGUGGACAGUCGAGCAACCAGGAAGGGGCAUUGGAAAGGCAAUCGAGAAGCCAAGACAGAGGGUUACCAGCUAGAGACAGGGAACCAGCUCCCCAGAUGGGCAGCAGAGAGAGAGGCCAUGCAGAUUGCCGGGAAAAGGGCUUAGGCAGGCCACCCAGUAGUCAGGAAAGGGGACUGGACCGGCUGGCUGGUAACCGUGAAAGGGGACCAGGACGGCGACCUAGUAGCCGGGAGAGGGAUAUGCACAGACGUGACACAGGCCUUGGAGGUGGUAUGGAUAACUUGCCUCCAUUUCGUGAAGAACCACCCAGGCCUCCAUGGUCUUACGGAGAGGCAGGCAUGGAAGAGGAGCGCUCAUUUGAAUACCAAGAUAUUCCUCCUCUAGAGCGCAGACGAUUGGAGGAUUGGGAAAGAGACAGAUACUGGGUUGAGCGCGACCAGCGAUACCAUGAUGAUCCUCUUGAUCCAUAUGAGAGAGAUGACUUGUCAGCACACCGUCAUCCAUUGCCACCUCUUUCACCUCUUCCCCCUCUACCUCCUUUACCUCCAAUAUCUGCUGAUCUUGAUAGACGAGAACCAUAUUGGGAUGAGUGGGAAAGGCCAUUGGGGAGAGAGAGAGAGCUAGACAGAGAUCUGGACAGGGUCCGAAGACCCUUGGAUAUGUAUGAUCGUGAUUCAGAAAGAGACUGGGACAGAGAUUACCUUAGACCACUGGGCGACAGAGAUACGCUUGGUGAUCUGGACAUACCUCCUCUCCCACCUUUGCCACCCCUUCCUCCGCUUCCUCCUUUAGACAGAUACCGUGAGGAGCGAUGGCUGGAGGAGAGAGAGAGGGAUUUCUACGACAGAGAUUCCAGAGACCGGGGGGAGCUCAGAAUUCGAGAGUAUCCAGAGAGACAUGACACAUGGAGGGAACCAUCUGAUUUCCCACCCGACAGGGGUGAUUGGGAAAGGGAAAGAUUUUCAGAUAGGUGGUAUUCAGAUGAAAUCGACAGGUUCCCACGUUUAGAUGAUCGUCUGGAUCCACCACCUCUGCCACCACGCUCAUCUGAAUUGCUGGGAGACGAGCCAAAUUUAGCCUCUGAGCCGUCGUUGGGAGGUGUAAUGGUCCUUAGUCAAAGGCAACAUGAAAUAAUCCUGAAGGCUGCCCAAGAGCUAAAAAUGCUACGAGAACAGAAAGAACAUAUGAAGAAGAUGAAUGAAUUUGUUCCUGAACUGUCAACACAGGAAAUUCCUAGACCACAAAUUGCUAGGAAGGAUAACUUUCAGGCCUCUUCUGAAAUGCACGCUGAGAUACCAAUAGAGGAGCAAUCUAUUAAGCCUACGCCAGCUGUAAUAGUAAAGCCACCCGUCAUGUUUCGGAAAGCUGCCCCAACAGCCAAGCCAGGCGCUGCACUUGCAAAGCCAUCUGUCCCAGCAACAAAGGGCCCCCUCCCAUCGGUAAAAAUGCCUGGUCCACCAACAAAGCCAAGUACUCCAAUUCCCAUUUCAGCUGCAGCAGCCUCUCAAGGUCCAGCUGCUAUGGUCAAAUCAUCACCUGCCAUGAGCCAAGAACGUUGGGAUGAGGAUUCUUUCCAGGGACUUUGGGAUAGCAGUGAAGAUAAAGGGUUAAAAUCAGAGAAUGACUUACCUGCAUCAGAUCUUUCAUUACCUUCAUCGACAGUCGCAACUUCCUUUGGGUCAGGUAUAGCACAACUUUCCAAGCCACCAAUUAUUCAUCAGACUGUUGACUACGGGCAUGGACACGGCCAUGGGCAAGAUAUAACCAGUAGUAAAGGUGGACAAAUUCCUUAUGGGGAGCGUAUAACUCUGCGUCCAGAAGCUCCUCAUGAGAGGCAGCCCUUUUCAAAAGAACACCCAGGCCAACGGGAGCGAUAUCUCAAGGAAAGAGAUGCUUAUUUUGAGCGGCAAAAUAACGUCAAUAUUGAUCACAGAGACUUCAGGCGAGAGAGAGAGCCAUACAGGGACCGUAUUUCUGGAGAACAUGAACGGGAAAGAUUGGACAAAGAACGCUAUCAACGAGAUGACAGCAGGCCAUCUCCUUCAAGAGCUCAGUCCUAUCGUGACAAAGACCAUUCAAACUCAAGACGGGGAGGAUUUGAAAGACAAUCAUAUGACAGAAAACCUGACCGUCCACCUUAUGAUCAUGGGCCUCCGAUGUUUGGAGGUGAUCGCAGAAAUUACCCUGAAGAAAGAAUGCCCAUUUCUGCUCCAUCAUUACCCCGACAACCACCACCUGCCCCUCGUGUAGAGAGGAAACCAGAAUCUAAAAAUGUGGAUGAUAUACUGAAGCCACCUGGAAGGGAGAGUAGACCAGAGAGGAUUGUCAUUAUCAUGAGAGGAUUGCCAGGCAGUGGAAAGACUCAUGUUGCUAAGCUUAUCAGGGAUAAAGAAGUUGAAUGUGGAGGAGCUGCACCCAGAGUGCUCAGCCUGGACGACUAUUUUAUCACUGAAAUAGAGAAAGAAGAGAGAGACCCUGAUACAAAGAAAAGAGUUAAAAAGAAGAUUUUGGAGUAUGAAUAUGAAGCUGAUAUGGAAGAAAUCUAUCGUGCCAGCUUAUUCAAAACUUUCAAAAAGACUUUGGAUGAUGGGUUUUUCCCCUUUAUCAUCCUUGAUGCCAUUAAUGACAGAGUACGCCAUUUUGAGCAGUUCUGGAGUGCUGCAAAAACAAAAGGUUUUGAGGUCUACCUAGCUGAAAUUACUGCAGACAACCAAACUUGUUGCAAGAGAAAUGUCCAUGGACGCAAGCUCAAGGAGAUCAGUAAGAUGGCUGAUCAUUGGGAAACAGCACCCCGUCAUAUGAUACGUUUAGACAUUCGCUCUUUGCUGCAAGAUGCUGCUAUUGAAGAGGUGGAGAUGGAGGAUUUUGAUGCAAACAUUGAAGAUCAGAAAGACGAAAACAAAAAAGAUGCAGAGGAAGAAGAGAGUGAACUGGGUUACAUUCCGAAAAGCAAAUGGGAGAUGGAUACUUCUGAAGCAAAACUAGACAAAUUGGAUGGCUUGCGAACUGGUGCUAAGAGGAAGCGUGAUUGGGAAGCAAUUGCCAGCAGAAUGGAAGAUUAUCUUCAGCUUCCAGAUGAUUAUGAUACCCGUGCUUCUGAACCUGGAAAGAAGAGGGUAAGGUGGGCAGACCUUGAAGAAAAAAAGGAUGCAGACAGAAAGAGGGCCAUUGGUUUUGUGGUGGGACAAACGGAUUGGGAGAAAAUCACCGAUGAAAGUGGUCAUUUUGCUGAGAGAGCCCUCAAUCGCACAAAGUACAUCUGACGCAAUUUGUCAAGUAGAAUUUUUCUACCUACAAGGCAGUUUGCUUUGAUGAGAACUGAACACAGGGUGACGUGGAACUUGUCAUUCGCCCUCUGGAGAGUUGUGCGGUUCUUUUCUUUUGAAACUUCAUUUUUUUUGUGUUCUUCCCUAUUGCAUUCCUUGGAAUUCUACCUGGUGAUAUCCAGCACCCCCGAGUUAUAUGGAGCUUGCAUCUAAAUGUGAAAGGUUUUUGUGUUAAAAUUAGUAGUUCUAGCUUUUAUGCGUGCAGUAGAGUGGAAAGAUGAGGCCAUGGACAUUUCUUCUUCUGUACUGUCGCAGAAUGUCAGCAUUACAAUUGCAUUGUUGCUUUGUGGCUGUUGUUAUUUUUUACUGUACAAACUUUGUAGUUUAUUGUACUAGAAAACAGAACAAUAAACUUUCACUACGAACCUAGUGAA